AUGCCACUCUUUGGCUGGAUGAAGUGGCCCAAAACGGACGCCUACAAAGCCCCAGUCAACGCUGGCGCACACGCAGCCACGCAGACUCUGCUUCGGGAGCUAACGUGGCACCUAAAGGAACGAGAAAGGUUCAUCCAAGAGAUCGAAAAUGAGCAGAAAGGGAAGAAAGCAGGCGUGGACUACAACUGGCUGAGGAGCCACCAGAGUCCCCACGCGGCCAUCCCAGCCACCGAGCAGAGACAACUUGAAGUCCUCUGCUCCCAAGUGCAGGCCUGCCAAACCGCCGCUGUGCUCAGCAGAUUUCGAGAAGUUUUGGCAGAAAAUGACGUAUUGCCGUGGGAAAUAGUCUACAUCUUCAAGCAAGUCCUGAGAGAUUUCCUGAGUGCCGCUGGCAGAGGGGGCACCCCCGGGGGCCUGCAGGUGCCCCCGGGGGCCGGCAAGGAGGAAAUACCCACCAUCUCAAGUUACGUGGACAAAGACACACAGAGCAGGUACCCGGCACUCUCUCGCGGAAUGUGGAGCCUGCCGCACCCUCACCCGUGCAGUUAA
This is a messenger RNA of Lepus europaeus (European hare), 549 nucleotides long. It is a transcript of the gene RD3L, whose product is annotated as RD3 like. The transcript has 2 exons. The coding region runs from base 1 to 549 and encodes 182 amino acids. NCBI's taxonomy places the organism in Eukaryota, Metazoa, Chordata, Mammalia, Lagomorpha, Leporidae. The record is from RefSeq and is a predicted model, not a curated record.